GCACCCCGCACCCGUAGAACGUCACGCCCACGGAGAGAACUAGCUGUCAGCCAUGGAAGAGAACGACGCACAGCCAACGCUGCAGGUGUCACCCGGUGCACUGCUGUCCGACCAACCACGUUCGAAAGAAGGCAAACGAGAAAAGAGGAAGGGGGGAGGACUAUCCCUAGGGCGAACCAAGCCGCGGGACUCGGCUACUGAGAAGGUGUACAAGAAGGGAAAGCACACAAGGAACAAGUCUGGCUCUCGCACACCUCCGGACUCGCCUAGGGGAGACCGAACUGCUCGUGGAGGAAAGACUCAGCCGUCACCUAACGUCAAGGGCCACCGCAAACGCUACUCGCAGUUAGGCUUGGACUUGUCUAGUGCUGAGAGUGAGGAGGAAGGCGAGGAGGAGGGUGAGGAGGGACAGACCUACUUCGCCAACCAGGCUGCUUCCGACAUUAGUGGCAGUGCAAGAUCUAAUGAACCAUUCUUCACUAUCGAGAGAGAAACGAAACCCAGUCAACCAACAUCACCAGGUCCAAGGAGUACAAUUCAGUUCCCGGUCCAGUUUGAGGAGUUGGGGGGCGGCGGUCUGUCGCUGGUAUCUACUUUUGAACCCCAGCUUCCCCAGUCUGGAGAUCCCGCUGUUCUUCCUCCUACUCAUCCCCUCCUCCCCACCCCUGAUGUUGGUGCCUGGAGCCCCGCCUUUUCGGCCCCUCCCACCUCAGAGCCAGCGACAAACGAGGCCGGUAUUGAGAAGGCAAAGGAGCAGAAAGUUCCAGAAGCUGAGUGGAGAGUAUCAGUUGAACUGCGACUCAAGUGCCGUAAGCAGUUCAUGGACCUCCAUCCAAUACACGGGAGACUGCAGGGAGACCAGGCACGCUCUUUCUUUAUCCAGUCUCGUCUUCCAAACUCUGACUUGUCAGCCAUCUGGAGACUGGCGGACGUGGACAGAGACAAUGCCCUGUCAGAGGAGGAGUUCUGUGUAGCCAUGAAACUGGUUCUGCUGCGGAGGAAGGGCUACAGUCUCCCCACAACUGUCCCCCUGAGUCUGAAGGACAGUGCUACAUCUGAGCCUCGCAGGAAGUUAGGUUCUCUGCAGGCCAGCCACACAGUAGGGGAGCUGCCUUUCCCCAACCUCUCACAGCCAGGGGGCCUUCUGGUGGAAGUUGCUGAGAGUGAGCUUCAUGACUCCUCACUCACCAGCACUGCAGUGGAGAGAGGGGAGCCAGCUGUUGCUACCAUCAUCUCUCUCAAUGAUGACAAUGAAGGGCCCACAUCUGACAAGGACACUUCAACCCCCAGUGUCCGCAGAGCUCUGAGUCUGAAGCAAUUUUCCCCUCCUCCAGUGGAGACAGAUAGAGGCCACACCAGCCCACCUGCCUCUCCAUUCUCACCCCCUGCCUCCACAGAAACUGCUCCCAUCAUCUUCUUCCAAAACCCUAGUCCAAAGCACCCACAUCUUAGCAAGGCUGCUGCAGCUGUGUCAAAGUCUGGCUACCACAAGCUCUCAGGGGCUGGGGAAGAUGAGGAGGGAGAAGAGAGUAAAGAGCUGAAGCAACCAAUGAUCAGUAGGGAGAGGGGACAUGGCCGCUCCACCAGUCUAGAUCUGAACAAGAUGAUUCCUGGCUCCAGUGUCCUCAGUGACAUGCCGGCUGCUGAACCUCCCAGACCCCCUCCAAAGCCAGUGGCAGAAGACAGUGACUUGCCACCUCAGACACGUGGUCGCUCAGCCUCAACUGGCUCCAUAUCAUCCACUGGACCUUCUCUUCCACCACCCAGCAUUGACUCUUCCACUAAUGCUCUUCUUCUUCCCGGGACAGCUCGCCCUCCGCCUCCUGCCCACAAAGUUCCACUACUCCCUCCUGUUCCCAAGCCACGCAGACCUCCUCCUCCAAAGAGGGAGGCCAAGGAACCGCCUCCUGACGAAAGCUUGAGGUAUGAACCUUCACUAUUGGAUAUAGCCUCCAGGCUGAACUAUGAUUGAGGUUUUUAAUGACGUCAGGGAGAGAAAGAAAAUGACGUCUCACGGCCCAUAGAUUCUUCUUUUGUCCCACAUCUGUUUACAUCACACACAGGCCGAUCUGUCGGUCGACUGUUAUCUCUGAGUGUUCAAAUUCUUGCUGUCACUCUUGCAGCCUGUUACGAGACAAGUCUGAACUACAGACAACAAUUCGUUCCUUAAAAGACACAAACGCAACUCUCCAAGCCCUAAACAGAGAACUUGAGGAAAAAUUAUUUCGGCUGAUGGAAGAUCGAGUGCAGUUGGCAAGAGAAGUGGAACUGGCAAGACAAAUGCAGACUAGUUCUUAGCAACACCAUAACCACAUUAUGAAUUACAUCAUCACCUCAAUCACAAAUUCACAAUACACCUCAAAAUUUUUGUUUCAACUCUGGAUAAUUUCUGGUGAUGUUAGCGGCUCUCUAUAGGGAGCAUAAUAACCUGUUUGCUGUGGCUUCCAGUUUGGGUCGAAGUUCUUCCUAAGGCCUUGCCAGCACCUGUAGUAACUGCCAUCCAGCUUGGAGCAGCCGUUCUGCCCCCACUGAGUCACUGCCAUGCUGAAUGAGCUCUCAAACAUGAAUGCCAUCGUCCCCUCCAACUUGGUUGGACGCAACUCCACACAACUCGCCUUCUCAAAGGCCUCCUGGUCUGGACCAUGAGGAGUCAUCAUGCUGUGCAGACUGGCACCUCCAGGAGCAAACCCCUCCUCCUUGGCCUGGUAGCGCCCAUACAGUAGACCCAUGAACUCACUCAUACAGUUGCCUGCAAGCACAAAAUAUCACAUCAGCUCCUGCAGACUAUCAAACAACUUACGGUGGUACCAAGGGGGUCGGAACGUGUGCUCCUGGACGCUCCACUGAGGAGGGAAGAUGACAAAAUCAGCCACUGCCACACCAGGGGUGUUGCUGGGGCACGUGAGGAC
Molecule: messenger RNA, 2909 nt
Organism: Geodia barretti
Lineage: Eukaryota; Metazoa; Porifera; Demospongiae; Tetractinellida; Geodiidae
Source: the annotation of a GenBank genome assembly